CCAAAAACCCUAGUAAGGGGUUUUGCCGUGAGUGCCGACCCUCUUCUCUUUCCUUCCCUUAUAAACUUUAACCUUCGCACCGUUUCUAUUCUUUCUCCCUCCCACUUUCACUUGCAGGCCAAACGCAGCGUUUCGGCAGCAUGAUACGCGGAGGCGAAAACUACGUUUCUUCCGCUCCGGCGUUCUCGAACGACGGCAAGCGCCUUCUCGUUUGCAGCGGCUCCACCGUGUCCAUCUUCAGCACCGCCACCGGCUCCCUCGUUUCCUCCCUCGAAGGUCACACCGCCGCCGUCACCGCCGUCGUGGUGAUCCCCUCCUCCACUGGCCUAAGCUACUGCUGGACCGCUUCCGUCGACGGAACCAUCCGCCACUGGGACUUCUCCGUUCCCGAAUGCGUCAAGAUUAUCGACCUUUGCUUACCCAUCUUCUCUAUGGUGGUGCCUUCGAUUUUGUCUCCGCGGGAAGAAAACGGGAAGAAGACGGCGAAUGCUAUUGCUUACGUGUCUGUUCAAGUUAUAAACGCACCGGACAAUCGCUCCAAGCCUCUUUAUGGACAGAUCAGGAAGUGUAAUUUGACCCACUUUCGCUCCGUUAGCCAACUUAUCUUGAAAGAGACCGAACGACCAGAAUCUUUAACCAUUAGUCACUUGGGAAAUUUUUUGGGUAUAAAAGACAAGCGGAAACUUCAUAUAUGGGCAGUUCCUAAAAAGGACUCUGAUUCUGCUGUGUCUAAGAAGAUUACCCUGCAUCAUACAAAGACCUUUACUGUUCUUGCAUUCCAUCCGACAGAGAGAACUGUGGCUGCCGGUGAUGUAACUGGAAGAAUUUUAAUUUGGCAUGAAUUUGGUGCUCAGAAGUUCUUGAACAGUAGCGGAUUAGUGAAUGGAAGAUCAAUGGAUCAGGAAAAUAAGGAUGGGGUAAGGCAAAAUGAUGAUGCUGAAUCAAGCGUCACACGGCAUUGGCACUCUUCUGGAGUGAGGUGUCUAUCUUUCUCUUCAGAUGGAGCCUACCUUUACUCAGGUGGGAAGGAAGGAGUUCUUGUGAUUUGGCGGUUAGACACAAAAAAGAAUUAUUUUUUACCAAGAUUUGGAUCUCCACUUUUGUAUUUCGUAGAAUCUCCUGAUCGAUCACUUUUCUCAAUAUCUCAUGCAGAUAAUCAAGUGCUUAUAUUGAAGAAGCCUUCAAAGCCAAUGGAAAUAAUAAGCUGUAUUUCUGGUAUCAAGCCCCCUUUGCCUUCUCAAGAUAUAUGUGAAGGUCUUUCCAGCCGAGUUGCCUUUGACUGCACUUCUGGUUUAUUGGCUGUACAAACAGAGAAUUAUGCCAUCCAAUUCUACAGCUUGUUUGCUAAUCGCGAAGUUUAUGAGGUUCAAGUUUGUGAAAGAAACCAUCAACCAGUUGAUGAGGUCACGGUGGUGGUGAGCUUGGUGGAGCUGUCUGUCGAUGGCUCUAUGAUGGGUACAGUUGAUGUCAAACUUCCUGAAGAUGGAAUAGGAGGUUUUAUUUGCUUGAAGUUUUGGGAUUUGGAUGAUAACAAGAGAUUUUCAUUAUCUACCCUUAUUUAUGAACCACACAGGGAUGCUCAUAUUUCUGCUGUUGCUUUCCAUCCAACUCGUCCUAUGGCUGUCAGCACAUCCUAUGGUGGAGAUUUCAAGAUAUGGGUUUGCAGGGAAGAAAUUCAGCAAAAAGGCCAGAUGGUUCGGAGUUCUGGUUGGAGGUGUCAUGCUGUUGGGUCAUACAAAAAUAAAGCCAUGAGAGCUGCUGCUUUUUCAGCUGAUGGUUCUGUGCUGGCAGUUGCAGCAGACACUGUUAUUACAUUGUGGGAUCCUAAUAAUAAUGUCCUCAUUGCUGUUAUAGGAGAAACUCAAAUGCCUAUUAUGAGGCUCGUCUUUGCUGGAAAGUCAGAUUAUCUUCUGUCUGUAUGUCAUGGUUCAAAACCGCAGCUGUCUGUUUGGAGUAUGUCAAAGUUAGUUGCAUCUUGGUCAUACAGACUCCAAAUAGAAGCUGUCUCAUCUGCAAUAGAUUUGUCAUAUUUUGCUGUCCUUGCUCUCCUUCCCGAAUCGAAUGAAUAUACAUUUAAAGGUGAUGGGAUAAUCUUAUUAUUCAAUGUGACAGAUCCUGUUCCUGUGGCUUCCUGGUCAGUUACUAAGGCCAAGGGAGGAAGGCUUGCUUUUCUCAAAGGAGAUCCAUCAGAACAAGCAGUUAUUGAUGGGAAACCAACGCAGACACUGCUUGCAUAUAUAAAUGGAGAUCAUGAAUAUGCCAUCUUUCAUCCAUCUGGCGGAAAAGCCUGUGAGCUUAGUAUGACUAAGCAGGAGGAUCUUGUGUUUGAAGAAACAGGACAAUUUGGAUACACAUCAAUUUAUGGAGAGCUUCCCAAGUUUGAUUUGAAAAGGAAAAUGGAUUCAUCGAUUUCAUCUGCUGCUUCUUCUUCCAAGAGGCCUUGGGUGACCAUAUUUAGUGGAUUAUCACAAUCGUUGCCACCCCUCACUAAAUUGUGCUCGGAAUUUUUGGAGUCCCUGCUUGAGAAAAGGACAGCAACUGUAGAAUGACAUGGAACAGCAUCAAGGGAUGAUUUUGUUUCUUUGAUGCCCACCUAGCAGAGCUCAAGAGGCCUAAGGACUGGACUUGAAGUUAAGAUAUUUGAAUGUUCCCUUCAAGACUGGUGUAAACACUACCUUCUACCCGCUGCAGGUCGGUCUGGCAUUAGCAAUUUGCCAUUUUCGCAUGAUGGAACUAUUUGUCAAAUUAGCUGAUGCAGGAAAAGAUGGGACAACAAAGAUUUCAGCUUUAAGUGGUUGGCUAGAUGGCUUGGUAUACCUGAGAUGUCCCCCCUCUCUAAAACCCGAUUUUGCCUUGCUAGUGUGACCUUUAGUUAUAAAUAUUCUUUAAUUUUCAAUUUUUCAGUUCUUGGAUGGGGCGAAAUUUUUUACUGUAAUGAAUGAUAAUAGUAGUUUGCAGUGUAGCAAUGUUGUAAGCUUGUAGCCACUGUCAACGAGUCUAGGUAGUGUAGCGGUGAAUGCUAUGGAAGCUACAGUUCCUAUGUCUAAAUAUUAUGAAAUUGUGAUCCUAAAUAUAUAGUGACAAUUUGCUUUUUCGUUUUUCUGAGA
Glycine soja is the source of this 3107-nucleotide messenger RNA. RefSeq names its product WD repeat-containing protein 75-like. The coding region runs from base 141 to 2549 and encodes 802 amino acids. Lineage: Eukaryota; Viridiplantae; Streptophyta; Magnoliopsida; Fabales; Fabaceae. The record is from RefSeq and is a predicted model, not a curated record. The transcript has 15 exons. Gene Ontology annotation, molecular function: protein binding.